CCCGACGAACGCGCGCGCUCACGUGUAGCCCGCGCCGGCGUCCCGUCCGUAAUAGUUGGCCGUAACGCAGAAAUCAAAAACCGUGUGUGUCGUCGUUCUCUAUGGUCCGGUCGCCUGUGGACAACAUGUUGUUCCGUUGACGAACCGGCGGCGGAGGGCAGCCAACCACCUCAACGCGGCGGCCGCCCGUUACGGGUAGAUGACCGUGUUUUGACGGCGCCGGCGGCACCUGUUGCCUGUUGCCGUUACGCAUAAAAUCAUAUAGCACACCACCGGUCGCAAGUACCGCGCGACGACUUUUGGCCCCGCCGGCAUGUCCUCGCACAGCAGUUCCAUGCGGACGUUCCGCAGUUCCGACUCGGCAAGCGAAAUCGGUUCGACCGAGACGUCGUUCUCCGAACGGUCGCAGCCGUACUUCGCGUUGUGCUCGCCCCGGUCUAAGUCGGCCGCGUCCACGGAGGCGACGUCCGCGACGGACGACCAAUCGGUCGUUACCGGUACCGCCGUGAGACACCAGCCGUGCCGUCGGUCGUCGAGCGCCAAGACCAACAAGCCGAGGUCGGCCGUUCGCCGGGAUUUCGGCCACUUCAACUCGUUUCCGGACACGCACAAGACGACGGGUGGCUCGUCGUCCACUUCGUACUACACACCGCCGCGGAGUCCGUCACUGAGCGUGACCACGCCGACGGACGUGCCGCGCCGCAGCCCGACCACGUCGUCGUCCACAGUGUUCAAGUUCCCACCGCCGCCGUCGUCGUCGUCCGCUUCCGGUCAGCAGUCGGCCGCAAUGGUUCACCACUACGGCCGGCAGCCGCCUACCAACCCGAGCACCCCCCGGACUUUGCCCAGAAGUCCGUCCACUGGAAGUGCGACCACCGCGUCUUACAAUACCAAUAGCGACAGCGUGUGCCAUACUCACAGAUCGGCAUCCGAUUUGACUGGAUGUACGGAAGAGGAUCAUUCCAUAACAUCGGCUUCGUUAUCUCGACCUUCGUCGCCCAGGGGACGAGGUCUGGCCUACUUGGCUUCCCGCAGGAGCAGCCGGGAUUCGCAAUUUUCUAACGAAGAGCUGGCCCCGCUUAACUUCAACGCUACCGCCCGUGGACGGCAACGUCGGACUUCAAAUUUUUUGGAACUUCCAGUGCCGGAUCACGUCAGGCCUAGGGUUUGCAGUCUGCCGGAAAAACCCUACAACCCCAGGUCCGGUGACGAGCUAUACCGCCUGAGGACCUUCAGCAUAACCAACAAGGGCGGCGUUGUCAAUUGCGGCGACAGCAUCAUCAACAGGCGGUCUCGGAGCAACACCAGUGUAAAUUCUACAGCCAGCAAACACAGUCCCAGCAACAUGAGCGGAGUGUCGCCUUUCGACGGUUCUUGCUGCGGCGGCAACAGCAGCUACAACGACCUGAGCUCCGGCGAAUCCAGCGUUGUCGACGACAUACCCAAAUACAGAGUGGUGUUGCUGGGCGAAUCCGGCGUGGGCAAGACCGCUCUGGUGUCGCAGUUCAUGACAUCUGAAUACAUGAACACCUACGACGCGUCUCUCGAUGACGAAUUCGGCGAAAAAACCGUUUCAAUACUUUUGGACGGCGAAGAAUCAGAAAUGGUUUUCAUCGAUCAUCCUAGCAUCGAAAUGUCGGUGGAGAAUUCAAUAGCAACGUACGAACCUCACGCGUGCAUUGUCGUGUACUCAGUGGUGUCUAAAGGAUCUUUGAAAGUAGCCGAAGAGAUAUUGAACUAUCUGUGGCAAGAGAACUACACGCGAGAAAAAACGGUCAUUGUAGUUGGCAACAAGGCCGACUUGAUGCGAGCCCGAUGCAUUACUACCGAAGAGGGAAAGCAGUUGGCUUGCUCGAGGGAAUGCAAGUUUAUAGAGACUUCCAGCGGCAUUCAGCACAACGUAGACGAACUGUUGGUAGGUGUACUUAAGCAGAUCCGUUUGCGCGAGACCAGGGACAAGAAAAAACAGAACCAAAGGAAGAGGGCAGCCUUACACGGUUCGAAGACUUCGCUGUCGUUACACAUCGCCAAGGAAAUACUUCAGAAAAUGUGCUUGCUCGAUUCCAAGUCCAAGUCUUGCGGCAAUCUGCACGUACUGUAAACCGAUGGCUGUUGAUUUGCCUUAAUUUUUUUCGUUUUAUUUUACCCUACUCUUUUUUUUUUAAAAAUAAGUUCUACUUACCGAUAGUAAUUAAAUAAUAUGAUUUGUGGGUGUACGAAGUUUCAAACUGAACAAACUGGGUACACUGUUUAUAUUCUUUUAACUUUUUAUUGUAUUUCUAUUAUAAGUGCUGGGACUGGGUAGGACUUUACACAGUAUUGUAGCUCAUGAUCAUAAUAUUAUAAUAUAUGCGGUGCAUCUGAACUGAAUAUCACUCUAUGUGAAGUCAUGUUUAAUGAGGAGGAGCUGAGAUAGAUUUUUUAUACACUUUGCUUAAAAUCAUGAUGUUUCCUAAAGAAUACUUUGACAGACUAAUGUGUCGCUCGACAAUUAUAUUUAUUACUGAAAGAUCAUGAGAACAUUUAAAAUUCAAACUUGUUUUGGAAAAUUCGAAAUUAUGAAUGACCAAUCGAUUUGCAAAUAAGUGCUUGCAAGAAAUUCGGUGGAAUAAUUUAUUUAUUUUUAUCACUUAUUUUUUGAGAAAAUAAAAAUGGUUUUAUUAAUAUUUUUUAGCUUUACCAUAGGAUAUAACCCCACAUAUAGGAGUGACAUUGGUUUCAGAUACACCCUCUAAAAAUAUUAGUUUGAUCGAUUAUAUUAAAACGACCAAAAUAAUAAUCGUCCAGCCCUUGUAUUUAUUGAUCGUUUGAGUCUUAGGCGAUCCAGUGCUUUCAAAGCUUUUUCCAAUAACUGAGACAUUGGAGGACAGUGUCGCUUUUCCAUAAACAUUUGACUGGGACGAAUUCAGUUUGUGUACUUACCCUUUUCUUUUCUUAAACAAUCUUUUUUUAAUUUAAUUUGAGAGCCGCUACCUCUUCGACGCCGUCCCCAUUACCAUUACUCGACUGUUAUAUUGUACUUCUUUCCUGUGAUAAACGUAUACAUUUCAAUCUUAGUUUCUAUCGCUCGUUAAUCAUAUAUCAAAUAAUAAAUAAAUAUAUAUGUAUAUAUAUAUAUAUAUAUAAAUACAUAUAUGGGUGAACACGCCAAAUGCGAACUGGAAAAAACAACCACAAUAAUCAAAACAGUUGAAAUAAUUAUGUGUAAAAAUAAGAUAAUUUCCCGGUUUUUUCGACCUUUCUAUGAAUCGUCAUUUUUUUUUUUUCAAAGCGUUUAUGGAGAAGUUAUUUUGAAAUUUACACAUUUUAUUUAAAGUUUUUUCAGCUUUCUGAAAAAAAUUAUCAAAUUUUGGGCAACACAAAAAGAAACUACUUUUU
Molecule: messenger RNA, 3378 nt
Organism: Adelges cooleyi (spruce gall adelgid)
Lineage: Eukaryota; Metazoa; Arthropoda; Insecta; Hemiptera; Adelgidae
Exons: 7
Coding region: 314-2101 (595 amino acids)
Cellular component (GO): plasma membrane
Molecular function (GO): GTPase activity; calcium channel regulator activity; GTP binding
Source: RefSeq, a predicted model, not a curated record